Molecule: messenger RNA, 8945 nt
Organism: Antechinus flavipes (yellow-footed antechinus)
Lineage: Eukaryota; Metazoa; Chordata; Mammalia; Dasyuromorphia; Dasyuridae
Gene: POLA1
Product: DNA polymerase alpha 1, catalytic subunit
Exons: 38
Coding region: 4405-8814 (1469 amino acids)
Biological process (GO): DNA replication; leading strand elongation; mitotic DNA replication initiation
Cellular component (GO): alpha DNA polymerase:primase complex
Molecular function (GO): purine nucleotide binding; DNA replication origin binding; pyrimidine nucleotide binding
Source: RefSeq, a predicted model, not a curated record
GAAGGGAUGUUAAAUAGUAAAAACAAGAAACCAAAGAGAUUAGACAUUCUAAAGAUAGUGUUGGAACUACCUUAUUAGAUUUGGAAUAUUCAAAAAGAAACACAAAUUGUAGUGAAGAUUCAGAGUUCUAUAUGUGGUUCUUUUUUGUUUUUCCUGGGAAAGUUCAUGUCUGUUAAUACAUAUCAAAUUCAUAAAAAAGACAAUUUUAUUUCCUUUUAAAAAUUCAAUUUUAUUUUAGUUCUUUCGGACCUCUAUCCCCUCCCCUUAUGAAUGAGAAGGCAAGAAAUACAAUAUUCCUUAUACAUUUGGUAUUAACCAAACCAAAACUCUGCAUUAGGCAUGUUCAGAAAAUGAGAAAAGGUAAGAGGAAAAAAAAUAUGCUUUCAUCUAAAGUUCAUCAGUUCUCUUUCUGGAGAUAGAAAACAUUUUUCAUUGUGAGUCCUUUGCAAUUGUCAUGGAUUACUGUACUGAGUAGUUUCUAAGUCUUUCAAUUGAUUGUCUCUAAAAUAUUGCUGUUACCAUGUAAAUUGUUCUGCUCAUUUCACUCUGCAUCAGUUCAAAAAUAAUUUUUUAAAAAAUGAUUUUGAUUCCAUGUUUUAAACGAUUUAUUAUUUGCCUCAACUAAGAUGUGAUUUUUUUUUUCAGAAUAUUUACUUGCAUAGGUUUCUCACAUUGUCUCAGACCUAUAGUCUACAAUAAGUUCUCAAGAGGAUUUCAAAAGAGCAUUUGAAAUUCAGUUGUUAAUUACCCCAAUGUAUUGCACAUAAGUCAAUGGAUUGGUAAAGUAUAAAAAUGAGGAUUUUCAUAGUAGUGAUGCUGUCAUACUACACUUUCUUCAGGACUGAAUUUAGUUUCUGCUAAUAGGAGAUUUUUGCCAGGAAUUAUGAUGGAAAAGUGAUUUUUGGUAUCCUAUAAAAUCACCCCAUAUAGCUGACUAGUAAACAUAUCAGAGAUUCAGCAAAUUCAUGCUUUGAAAAAUUGGGAAUCAAAUUUACAAAUGAAGAAACUGGGCCAUCUAAUUAUUAAAUGGACACAGAAACUGGGAAGUGGGGGAAAAACAAAAUCAUCUGCAAAAUAGAAACCCAGAAAUUAAGACUGGCUAAAAAAUAUAUCUCUGGGUAUGAAUCCCUCCCUGGCUUUAAAUGAUAUUUUUAUCAUCUCUUAGUAUCUGAAUUCAGGGAGUUAUGAUCCAGUACUACUAAUGACCUGGAAGAUUCAGAUAGUCUCCAUUUUAAGAAAAGUUUAAGUUUAAGUUCAAGAAGGAUUUGAAAAAGGACUAUCUUUUAUCAUAGGUAUGGAGUGGGUAUUUCUUUAAACUGGGCCAGUAUUUUGAUUUAUUUUGCUUGUUUCAUUGGUGGGGGAGAAGGUUAGGGUGGAAUCAUUGGCAAGGAAAAGCAAUGUAAAAAAAGGCUUUUUAAAAAUUCUUUGUCAGACCUUAAAUUGGCCCCAUAUCUAGAUUUCAAAUCUUCCUCACUAUGCUUUUAAAAAUCAUUGAAUUCUUUUAAGAUUCAGCUAAUAAGCUAUUUCCUGUCAUUUCUUAUUAGUUAUACUGUUAUUCAAUUGUUUUUUGGUCAUAUUGGCUUCUCUGUGACCUCAUUUAACCUUUUCCUGGCUAAAGCAAUGGAAUGGUUUGCCAUUUCCUUCUCCAGCUAAUUUUUUCCAUGAGAAAACUGAAGCAACAAGGGUUAAGUCACAUAGGUAGUGUCUGAAGCCAAAUUUGAACUCAGAAAGAGUCUUUUCUUAUUUUAGGCCUGGCAUUCUAUCCUCUACGCCACCUAGCUGCCCCUCUUAUUAAUUAUUCAUCCCUAAUUUUACAUUCUAAGGAAAAUCAGUUUGAGACAAGAGAUAAAGAAAUAUAUUUUCACUUCGUCAACACUUCAUGUGUUCUGGUAGGUGUAGGUAAUAUAAAGAAACAACAAAAAGCAAAAAUGGAUUUGGAUUAAAAACAGACUCAAAAUUCAAUGUCUCAAAUAAAAUAUGGUUAGUUUUUUCUUGCUGUGAGUCAGAAGAAAACAAAAUUUACAAAUAAGUUUGUCUUUUAUAAGCCUGUGAAACACAAACUGUCACAUUAAUUUAGAAAUAUCUUUUUCUCCUUUAAUGCCGAGUUCCAAAUAAGAUAUGCAGGGUAGUUCUAUGGCAGCUUUCCAAACUAUGAGCCACAUGAGUGAUGACUAAGCCGAAGUGCCAAAGAAAGACAAUAUAGUCUCUAUGGUGGCAUCAGUUGCCCUUGCUGGGGUGAGGGAGAAGGGAACCAUCUGCCAUGUAGAAAAGUUAAUCAUGAAACUGCUGUUUUUCACCAAAAAGAAUGAUAGGUGGCAUUAUAAAUAUUCACAAAAGAGUCAUAGGGAAAAUUUUUAAAAGUUUAAACAUUGGAAUUCUAUUGGAACAAAAUUUUAUAUAGCCUUGACUAAUGGAAAGCUGCCCUAUUGAAUACUUGGAAAAGAAAGUUCUUGUCAAUAAAAUUCCUGGCACUGUCAAAUGGAUAAUUUUUGUCAGCAGAAAUGACUUUAAAGAUCUAUUACAAUCUCUCCUAUUAGAAUAUGAAUAUAAGUUCCUUAUAUAAGGAAAUUCUUCCUAACACUCAAGGAGAUUUACAACAUAGUGGAUACAACAUUCCACCCAGGUUCCAGAGAGUGAGUUCAAAUCCUGCCUUCUACCUUAGUUAUGUGGCCCUAGGCAUGUAAUCUCACCUCUACUGACCUGGGUUUUGUCAGUAAUAAAGUGGGGAAAAUAGUAAUAUCCACUUUACAGGAUUGUGGCGAGGUUCAAAUAAAAUAAUAUAGGUAAAGCGCUUUGCAAAUCUUAAGUCAUUUUGUAAAUGCAAGCUAUUAUUAUAUUUCCACUUCCCGCUACCUUAGCUUCAUCAUCAAAAACAGUACGGAGAUUAAGAUUGAUUUUCCUUACAGCGAUAUUACAUAUUUGUUUGCAUGUUGUCUAUUAAAUUAUAAACUUCUUGAGUGCAGGGGCUGUCUUUUUUACCUUUUUUUUUUUUUUUUUUGGUAUCUAGCAUUUAGCGUAGUGCCUGACACUUACUAGUUGCUUAAUAAAGUUUAUUGAUUGACUUCACCCAGGUAAUUCUCAAAAGGACUGCUGAUCUUCAGUAGAGGAAGUUUCUUCAUCAGGCAUUCCCUGUACCAAAGAAAACACAGGGCAGAUACAAAAAAGACAUUUCAAGGUAUUAGAUGUGAUUAUGUCUAAAUUUCUUUCUAAGUCCUAAAACCUAAAUUGGCUAGCAACGGAAACUGGACUGGGACUAAGUAUACAGCACGGACAUUCUGAAAAUUAAUAAUUAGUGCUGACAAUAAGGGGUCCUCAAACUUUUUAAAUAGGGGGCCAGUUCACUGUCCCUCAGACUGUUGGAGGGCCCGACUAUAGUAAAAACAAAAACUUUGUUUUGUGGACCUUUAAAUAAAGAAACUUCAUGGCCCUGGGUGAGGGGAAUAAACAUCCUCAGCUGCCGCUGGCCCGCGGCCGUAGUUUGAACUCGAGUUCCAAGGAAGCACAUUCUAGGUGCACAGAUGCUUUUAGAUGGCAGAAGAAAAGAGACAAAAAAGAGAAGGAAAGAGAGAAGAGAGAAAAGAUAUUAGAUAGAAUUCAGAGGAGAAUGAGGAGGGGUGGUGGGAGGAAAGGACAGAAAGAAAGGGAGGGAGGGAAAGAGAAAAAGGGAGGGGAAGGAGAAUUUAAAAGACAGGGGAGAAGAGUCAGAAGAGGUAAGAGAAGGGGGGAAAGGAAAGAAAAAAUAGAGGACAAAGAAAUGAAAAAAAAAAUACAAGAACCGGGCUGGUGCUCUCUUUCACUCUCUCCCUGCUUAAAAAUAAUCCCAUCAUCAUGGGAUCCAUCUUACCCCGUGAAAAUAAAGAACCUGGACACACUCAUAGGUUGAAGGAAAAAAAAAAAAAAAAAACAACCCACACAAAUAAGCCAAGUCCCCGCAAGACUCUUGAGUAAAAAAUGGACCUUGCAACUUCAAAUCCAUUACUUUUCUACCCUCCCGCGCCUUAUUUAAAGGAAUUCAAGUCCCAGAACCCGAGAGUCGUCCUCCUCGCCACCCGUGGUACGCUAGGUCGAUUCCGGUCCUCUGCUCCUGGACAAUCUGCGCUUGCGCUUAUGCCCCGGUCAGACUUCUUUCAAGCGCCCGACCACUUUCUUUUUCGACUCUCAACCCAGCCUGGGUCUCCAACGGGUCUCUAAGGACUCCAGAGCGCGCCGAAACACAGAGAGAUACCAAGAAGGAGGAGCUAGCGUGAGGACACGCCCAAGAAGUAACCGGCGACACUGGCCUUCCGGACGGAAGUAGGAAGCCCUCGGCAGGCGCUGAUUGGAUCUCGGGGAAGCGCGUGUCUCUGCCCCCGCGCCAGUUUCAGGCGCGUUGGCGCGGAAUCCUGAGCCGGAGUCUCACGGACCAUGGCGCCGGUGCACAGCGCAGAGCCCGAGCCUGAGAGCAGCGGGAGUUCCAUAGCUUCCCGUUCUCGGAGGGAAAAAAAAUCAGCAAAAGGACGUCAGGAAGCACUAGAACGACUGAAAAAGACAAAAGCUGGUGAAAAAUUUAAAUACGAGGUAGAGGACUUCACAAGUGUUUAUGAUGAAGUUGAUGAAGAUCAGUACUCCAGAAUGGUCCAGGCACGGCAGGAUGAUGACUGGAUUGUGGAUGAUGAUGGCAUUGGCUAUGUAGAGGAUGGCCGGGAGAUUUUUGAUGAGGAGCUUGACGAUGAUGCCUUUGAUGUCAGUAAGAAAGGAAAAGGUGAUAAAGCAUUCCAGGACAAGAAGAACAUAAGGAAGGCUGUGGUAUCAAAGCCAAAUAAUAUCAAGACAAUGUUUAUGGCAAGUGCUGGAAAGAAAAUUACAGAUAAAGUUGUAGAUUUGUCAAAGGAUGAUUUACUAGGGGAUAUUCUGCAGGAUCUUAAUGCUACGACAUCUCAGAUAACUCCACCACCUGUAAUGAAGCUAAAGAAGAAAAGACCCACUGGAGCUUCACUGAAUCCUUUUUCUGUGCAGAUACCCAAGGCAACUCCUUUGGGGAAAAAUGAUGUUUCUGUUUCAAGAAAGGAAUCUCCUGUGACUGCUGUUCAUCUUAAACAUGAUCAUAUGGUCAAGGCUGGUGUUGUAAAGCAGAAGCACAAGGAUGUUGAACCGACACAAACUAUGGUAAUAAAUAGUGGUCCUGUGGAGGUGCAACAGGAAGAUGCUUCUGAAGGAGAGGAGACAAUGAAAGAGGAGGAAGAAGAACAAGAGGAGCAAAAGGGUUUGGUGGAUUUUGAAGAUGGAGACUUUGAUGAACCCAUGGAAGAUGAAGAAGCUGACGUUCCCCCCAAAGUUAUCAAGAUCCAGGAAAAAGAUAAGGAACAAAAAAAAAGUGUGGAGCCAAAGUUGUCACAUUUAGACAGUUUUUUCCCAGAUGUUUCUUGUUGGGACAAAAUAGAUCAGGAAGGUGAAAACAGUAUACAAACUCAAGAAAUCCAAGUAGAUUCAAAUCGCCUUCCAUUGGUUAAAGGGACAGAUGGUGAUCAAGUCUUUUUGUUUUAUUGGCUGGAUGCUUAUGAAGAUCAGUAUAAUCAACCAGGUGUCGUAUUUCUGUUUGGCAAAGUUUGGAUUGAGUCAGCAGAGACCCAUGUAAGCUGUUGUGUCUUGGUAAAAAACAUCGAACGGACUCUCUAUCUCCUGCCUCGUGAAGAGCAAAUAGAUCUAACUACUGGAGAGAAGAAAGGGAUUCCAGUUACAAUGAAAGAUGUUUAUCAAGAAUUUGAUGAAAAGACUGCAACAAAAUAUAAGAUUAUGAAAUUUAAGUCCAAGAAAGUUGAAAAGAACUAUGCUUUUGAAAUCCCAGAUGUUCCAGAAAAAUCUGAAUACUUGGAAGUAAGAUAUUCGGCUGAAUUACCACAACUUCCUCAAGAUUUGAAAGGAGAGACAUUUUCUCAUGUAUUUGGUACUAAUACAUCUAGUUUGGAACUUUUCUUAAUGAAUAGAAAGAUCAAAGGUCCUUGCUGGCUGGAAAUAAAAAAUCCACAGCUCUUGAGUCAACCAAUCAGUUGGUGUAAAGUGGAGGCAAUGGCUUUAAAACCAGAGUUGGUGAACGUUGUUAAAGAUAUUGCUCCCCCUCCGCUUGUGAUCAUGUCAUUCAGCUUGAAAACUAUGCAGAAUACAAAGACUCAUCAGAAUGAGGUUAUAGCUUUGGCAGCUUUGAUACAUCACAGUUUUCCUUUGGAUAAAACAGCACCUCAGCCUCCUUUUCAGUCACACUUCUGUGUUGUGUCCAAACCAAAUGACUGUAUCUUCCCAUAUGAUUUUAAAGAAGUUAUUAAUAAAAAGAAUGUGAAGAUUGAGAUUGCUGCGACAGAGAGAACAUUACUGGGUUUUUUCUUGGCAAAGGUUCACAAAAUUGACCCAGAUGUCAUUGUGGGUCAUAAUAUUUAUGGAUUUGAUCUGGAAGUGCUACUGCAGAGAAUUAAUGUGUGCAAAGUUCCUCACUGGUCUAAGAUAGGUCGCCUAAAAAGAUCCAACAUGCCAAAGCUUGGGGGCAGGGGUGGCUUUGCAGAAAGGAAUGCGGCCUGUGGCCGCAUGAUCUGUGAUGUGGAAAUUUCAGCAAAGGAAUUGAUUCGUUGCAAAAGUUACCAUUUAUCUGAAUUGGUUCAUCAGAUCCUGAAAGCUGAAAGGGUAACAAUUCCAUCAGAAAAUAUACGAAAUAUGUACAGUGACUCUCCUCAUCUAAUGUAUCUAUUGGAAAAUACUUGGAAAGAUGCCAAGUUCAUUCUGCAAAUUAUGUGUGAACUCAAUGUCCUCCCAUUAGCACUGCAGAUCACAAAUAUUGCUGGGAAUGUUAUGUCAAGAACUAUGAUGGGUGGUAGGUCUGAGCGUAAUGAGUUCUUGCUGCUUCAUGCAUUUUAUGAGAACAACUAUAUUGUGCCUGACAAACAGAAUUUCAGGAAACCUCAACAAAGACUGGGAGAUGAAGAUGAAGAUAUUGAUGGAGAUGCAAAUAAAUCCAAAAAAGGACGAAAGAAAGCAGCAUAUGCUGGUGGCUUGGUAUUGGAUCCUAAAGUUGGUUUUUAUGAUAAAUUUAUCUUACUUCUGGACUUCAACAGCUUGUACCCUUCAAUCAUUCAGGAAUUUAACAUUUGUUUUACUACUGUGCAAAGAGUUGCUUCAGAGGACCAAAAAAUCACAGAGGAUGAAGAGCAAGAAAAUAUUCCUGAUUUGCCAGAUCCAGAUUUAGAAAUGGGCAUUUUACCCAGAGAAAUCAGGAAACUUGUUGAGAGGAGAAAACAAGUCAAACAGCUCAUGAAACAGCAAGAUUUAAAUCCAGACCUGGUUUUACAGUAUGACAUUAGACAGAAGGCUUUGAAGCUCACAGCAAAUAGUAUGUACGGCUGUCUUGGAUUCUCCUUUAGCAGAUUUUAUGCGAAACCAUUAGCUGCUUUGGUGACUUACAAAGGAAGGGAGAUUUUGAUGCACACCAAGGAGAUGGUUCAAAAGAUGAACCUUGAAGUUAUUUAUGGAGAUACAGAUUCAAUUAUGAUAAAUACUAAUAGCACAAACCUGGAAGAAGUCUUCAAGUUGGGGAACAAGGUUAAAAGUGAGGUAAACAAGUUGUACAAGAUGCUAGAGAUUGAUAUUGAUGGCGUUUUCAAGUCUUUGCUUCUGCUAAAGAAAAAGAAAUAUGCUGCUUUGGUGGUAGAGCCAACUUCAGAUGGGAAAUAUGUCACCAAACAAGAGCUGAAAGGACUAGACAUAGUGAGAAGAGAUUGGUGUGAUCUUGCCAAGGAAACGGGAAACUUUGUCAUUGGUCAGAUUCUUUCUGAUCAGACUAGGGACACAAUUGUGGACAACAUUCAGAAACGGUUAAUAGAAAUUGGAGAAAAUGUGAUGAAUGGUAGUAUCCCAAUAAGCCAAUUUGAAAUUAACAAGGCAUUGACAAAGGAUCCUCAGGAUUACCCUGACAAGAAAAGCCUACCACAUGUUCAUGUUGCUAUAUGGAUAAACUCUCAUGGAGGCAAAAAAGUUAAAGCUGGAGAUACUGUGUCAUAUAUUAUUUGUCAGGAUGGAUCCAACCUAAGUGCCAGUCAAAGAGCUUAUGCCCCUGAGCAGCUGCAAAAACAAGACAAUCUGACCAUCGAUACUCAGUACUACCUGUCACAGCAGGUCCACCCUGUUGUGGCUCGAAUCUGUGAGCCAAUAGAUGGAGUUGAUGCUGCUCUUAUUGCAACAUGGUUAGGACUGGAUCCCGCUCAAUUCAGAGUUCACCAACAUUACCAUAAAGAUGAAGAGAAUGAUGCCUUACUUGGUGGCCCAGCACAACUCAGUGAUGAAGAAAAAUUUAGGGACUGUGAAAGAUUCAAAUUUUGUUGUCCUAAAUGUGGAACUGAGAACAUUUGUGAUGGUGUCUUUGAUGGUUCGGGAGCCCAGAUGGAGCCCAGCUUGUUUCGUUGCCGUAAUAUAGAUUGUGAUGCCUCACCUAUAACCUUUGUCAUCCAGCUGAACAAUAAAUUAAUCCUGGAUAUCAGGCGAUACAUUAAAAAAUACUACAAUGGUUGGUUGAUAUGUGAGGAGCCAACAUGUCAGGCUAGAACUCGUCGACUUCCCCUUCAGUUCUCCCGAAGUGGACCUCUCUGUCAGACAUGCAUGAAAGCUACCCUCAAACAAGAGUAUUCCGACAAGUCUCUGUAUACCCAGCUGUGCUUUUAUCAGCACAUGUUUGAUAUGGACCAUGCACUGGAGAAACUUAUUACUGAUCAUGAGAAAGAUACCGCUGAAGCUGAUCCAGUGGCUGGCCGGGAAUUGGAAGCGUCUGUCAUGGGGCAGUUGGAGCGCGUUUUGUAGGAAAUGCUAUUUAUUUUAAAUGCUCCACCUGCUGGGAGCCGAGCCAUAUUGAAGAAGAAAGAAUUCCUCUCCAAGAAAAACCUUGAAGCAUACAAAACACUAAAGAGCACAGCAGAGAAGUUCUUGUCCUG